AAUGAAGGAUGAGGUUGGAGGAUGGCUUGUGUCCUCCCAGCCCCACUUACUCACCGUGGCAGCAGCGAUACUUCAGUCUAAGCUGGGCAGAGAUCGAAAGCCCGCUCUGGGUGAAGGGGCACCGGGGGGGCCGAGGGGGCCGGAGGCCGGGACGAGUGCAAUAUUGGCGGGGGAAAGAACAACACUGCACCGCGUCCCAUCCCUCCCGCCCACCCGGGGCCCCGGAAAACCGCUCCCUACCACCUGGGUCAGUGGAGCCCGGGGACUGGGGGCAUUCUGGGGAACUGGGAUCACCUUAGAGGUACUCCAGAGCCUGGUAGCUCGGAAGAGUGGACGAGUGAGGAGAGAAGGGGAGCCUCGAGUGCCGGGGAAGGCCUGUUUCCGAUGCCGAAGCACUGCGCGCGCUUGCUCUUUAAAUACUCAGACUGAGAGGCGCGGAGCCAUUGCCAUGGUGACGGGUGUCCCAGCAACCGAAUUGAAUGGCUGUUGCCUGGCAAUCCUGGGAGUUGGGGUUUGGGACCGCCCACUUUGAAAUUCUUGUGGGCGAGCUGACGUAGGGCGUCCCCACUCUGCCCAGAGCUGGCCUGACAAAGCCGCUCAGAGGCGCUACACGCGGCGGGAGCGAGGGUCCCAUGCCUCCGUUUGUGCACCUCUGAAAUGUUUCUAAGGUUUCAGCUUCCGUCUUGUAUUUGUUGGGACUCGGAACUAUUUACCUACUACAGCUGUAACUGCUCCUGCUGGCUUACACCGCAGCCUGUGCCCGCGGGAUCCAUGCUGUUGUCCUCAGUGAACCCAAAACUAUUUUUGCCCUUCAGAAUACCUCUCACACACACACGCGUUCCUGCCCACUCCAAAUAGCGUUCCUCUUCCAAACAUAGCUCUGUGCUCCCAAGUUCCAUGAUCGCCCCACGUACUUACUCUCUAUUUCCUAAAUACCUAGUUACCUGAACAUACUCUGUCCCAUUGCCCUGUUCACAUCCCGAUGUCCUCAUCACACAACCUGAUAACCCCUUCCACACACCUUGGGGCUCUACCCACUUGACAUCAUUCCCCCCAAACACCAUCCGGAGAGGUUGGAGUAGCCCAAGUACUGAUCAUUGCUUCUCCCCAGCCCUGUGCAUUACUAUUUGUCCAAAUCAUUGAUUAUUUUCACCAAGGCAUAACCAACUAAGAUAUCUUUCCCAACGUUGGCUGUGCGGCCAAAUCUCCCCAUAGAGGGUCUCUCUCAGUCUGUCACUGUUGAUGUUGUCGGCCGCGCCACUGUCAUGGUGACCACUAGAGGGCAGGCGUUCCCGGGCAGGAGGACCGGCUAGCCUGCCACUCAAGGUGGAGGGUUGGGUAGGAAGGACCUUAGGCUUCAGUGGAGUCCAAGUUUCGUUCUUUUUAAGUGGAAAUUUCCCCCACUGCCUUUCUCGGGAGAAAGCCAAAGAGAGACCCAGGCUACUGGAAAGUCUGGCAGGGGUGGAGACUGUGGUUUUCAGAGUACUGGGAGCGGUUAGAAGGGUAGGGCUAUUCCGGGAAGUGGUGGGGGGAGGGAGAGGAAAACUAGCGACCUGUCCACUGUUAUCCAGCCUCUUUAUGUCCUCUCAACCCAUGGAAAGUGGUUUUCAAGGACCCGCGGAGAGUAAGAAAAAGGCUCGGGCACUCAGGGAUGGGUUUCCCUGGUCUUGUUGUUAAGGGCCUUCCUGUGUUCCCUUUCCUCACCUUCGGUGUUUCUCUGGGGCUAAAGCCAGAGCCAGGGGGCCCCAGGUUUCCUCCACAUACACACUGGGGAAGUCAAGGAGUACUCAGUAAAAGGGGGAGGCCAAUGGAGAAUAAACAGGUUGUCAUAAGGUUGAGUGAUUGGAGCCCAAGCACCCUACACGGGAUGGUUGGGGAGGAGGAGGAAGAAAGAAUAGGGGAGGGGGUGGAGUUUAGUUACCUAUCACCUGCUCUGACUGUGCCUAGGGCGGGAGAGGGACUAGUAUAAGGCAGCAGGCACCAGAGCCGCUCCGCCCGCGCACACGCAGCGCCUGCCUUUAGUCUGUUUCUGCACCCUUCCUGCCUGUUCAGCACCACCAUGACCCCAGCCAUCCGGGCUCCUUUCUUCCUGCUGCUACUUCUAGCAUUCCUAAAAGGUUUUCUUGCCCUUUCACAUCAGAAAAAUGGCGUCGCCUCAUCUCAGGACACCAACAGUUCCUUAACAAUGACUACCACUCCAGGCCACAGUGGUGCCUUGACCCCAGCAACUAGUCCUCCAGUGAACUCGACCAGCACUCCAGGCCACAGUGGUGCCUUGGCCCCAGCAACUAGUCCUCCAGUGAACUCGACCAGCACUCCAGGCCACAGUGGUGCCUUGACCCCAGCAACUAGUCCUCCAGUGAACUCGACCAGCACUCCAGGCCACAGUGGUGCCUUGGCCCCAGCAACUAGUCCUCCAGUGAACUCGACCAGCACUCCAGGCCACAGUGGUGCCUUGACCCCAGCAACUAGUCCUCCAGUGAACUCGACCAGCACUCCAGGCCACAGUGGUGCCUUGACCCCAGCAACUAGUCCUCCAGUGAACUCGACCAGUACUCCAGUCCACAGUGCUACCUCCCCAGCUUCCAGCCCUCCGGUGGACUCAACCACCACUUCCAUCCACAAUGGUACCUACAUCCAAACCACCAACGCUAUAUCAGGCUUAGCUAGCACUCCAAUCCACAAUGGUUCCUUGGUCCCAACUACCAGAUCUGCAUUGGGCUCAGCUACUAGUCCAGUCCACAGUGGUGCCUCAACUAUAAUGAAUAGCUCUGACUCCAACUUGGCCACCACUCUAGUUUACCGUAGUACCUCUAUCUCUACUAUCAAGGCUACAUCAGGCUCAGCCAUCAUCCCAGGCCACAAUGGCUCCUUGGUGCCAACCACCAGCUCUGUAUUGGGCUUAGCCACCAGUCCAAACCAUAAUAUCUCUGCAAUGGCUCCUACAACUCCAGUCAUCAAUGGCACUCAAUCUUCAGUUCUAAGUCAGCACCCUGUUACUCCUGCUACCCUUGCCACUUCAGGCAACAGCACCAUUGUCAGUAGCACUUACUUUUCCCUACUUUCUACUAUUGCACUCUCCCCUACCUUCUCCAGUACUAGUUCGCCUCAGCUGUCUGUUGGGGUCACUUUCUUCUUCUUGACUUUUCACAUCUGGAAUCACCAGUUUAACUCUUCCCUGGAGGACCACAGCUCCAGCUACUAUCAAGAACUGAAGAGGAACAUUUCUGGAUUGUUUCUACAGAUUUUUAACCAAGAUUUUCUGGGGAUCUCUACUAUCAAGUUCAGGUCAGGCUCGGUGGUGGUAGAAUCGACUGUGAUUUUCCGGGAGGGUGCUGUCAGUGCCUCUGAGGUGAAGUCACAGCUCGUACAGCAUGAGAAGGAGGCAGAAGACUAUAAUCUGGCUAUUUCAAAAGUCAAUGUGAAUGAGAUGCAGUUCCCUUCCUCUGCCCAGUCUUGGCCUGGAGUACCAGGUUGGGGCAUUGCCCUGCUGGUGCUGGUCUGUAUUUUGGUUGCUUUGGCCAUCAUCUAUCUCAUUGCCCUGGCAGUGUGCCAGUGCCGCCGAAAGAGCUAUGGGCAAUUGGACAUCUUUCCAACCCAGGACACCUACCAUCCUAUGAGUGAAUAUCCCACCUACCACACCCAUGGACGCUAUGUGCCGCCUGGCAGUACCAAACGUAGCCCCUAUGAGGAGGUUGCUGCAGGUAACGGCAGUAACAGUUUGUCUUACACCAACCCGACAGUGGCAACCACUUCUGCCAACUUGUAGGAGCAAGUCACCCUACCUGCUCAGGAGGCAGCUGCUCCCUCAGUUGUCACGGCCAGACCCCUGCACUUUGAUGUGGGCUGGUGAGCCUGAAUUCUUUGUAGGCUGCUCAAGGCCUUCCUCAGAGGCUCUGUCAAGUACCUGGACCAUGUUAGCCUGGUGAAGCCCAGCCCUGCCCUGGGGAACACUGGGACAGUGGGGUAGUGGUGGCUUUCAGAAGGAUUGGUCUAGAAAGCCUGGAGAUGGGGAUGGGAACUCAAACAUACCUGAAUAAAAGGUGGCCUCCUGCUAGUUAUGCCAGCGGUGGUUCUUCA
This is a messenger RNA of Meriones unguiculatus (Mongolian gerbil), 4080 nucleotides long. RefSeq names its product mucin 1, cell surface associated (gene Muc1). Gene Ontology annotation, cellular component: apical plasma membrane. The coding region runs from base 2060 to 3769 and encodes 569 amino acids. NCBI's taxonomy places the organism in Eukaryota, Metazoa, Chordata, Mammalia, Rodentia, Muridae. The transcript has 7 exons. The record is from RefSeq and is a predicted model, not a curated record.